This is a messenger RNA of Fusarium odoratissimum NRRL 54006, 1446 nucleotides long. RefSeq lists its product as uncharacterized. Bases 1 to 1446 code for a protein of 481 amino acids. The transcript has 4 exons. NCBI's taxonomy places the organism in Eukaryota, Fungi, Ascomycota, Sordariomycetes, Hypocreales, Nectriaceae. The record is from RefSeq and is a predicted model, not a curated record.
AUGCAAACUGAGCAGCUCACACAAGUUCACCUCGGGGAUGAUCAUGGAGAGACCCGGCCUAUUUCGCAACAGAACUUCGAUGUGGCAUCCUUCUCUAGUGAGGAAGCUCGGUUCCAGGAAAAGCUCCUAAACCUAUGCCCUGCAAAUCUCUGGCCCAAGGCUUCGUACACGACAGGAUGUCCGCGACCUGUACUAGUGGGUCAAUAUCAUCAGCAGCAGCUGAAGGAUCUUCAUGAAGCCUUGACAGCGGCCAUCACGGAUGUUGUGCAACGCUGGUGUAGCGACAAAGAUGCACGGUUCCCAGAACGCAUGCCGCUCGAGGACAAAGAGGAGGAGCUCCUGCAAUGGAUCGAAGGCCAGGUCAUGAUCGGAAACCUACCGCAGUUCUCGCAGUGUCGGGGAUCAUGGCGUCCAGACUUUCUCGUGGAGGACAACGGCGAGCGCGAAGAGAACUAUUGCAUUACGGAAAUCAAUGCGCGUUUUUCCUUUAACGGAUUCAUGCACGAGGUUUAUGGCCAAGCGGCAACCAACGAGAGCCUAGAGAGCGCGGAGACGGUGCUUAUGCCCGCAACUGACCCGGACACUAUACUAGAAGGACUAUUCAACUUAUUCGAUCCCGAAUAUCCACUCCAUCUUUUAAAAGGUACCGAAAAGGGCAUCGACAUACACAUGUUCAUCAAUGCCGUCUGGCGUCGGUUCGGCGUAAAGCCACGGCUCAUCGCACUCGCUGAUCUCAGGCUAUUCCCAGAUGCACGUAGCAAAAGCGGGUUCCGGCUGUGCUGCGUCAUACACGAUCGCGAUGGCCAAGUCCUCCAUACUUGGAGAUUUGUAGCUCCGCACGGUGAGAUCUGCGAAGAGAUAUAUCAGGUUGGGCUUGAGUUACAUCAACGGGAACUCCUCGCUCUUGAGCCGGAAAUGUUACGGAUGUUGGGCAUUGUAAGACAGGAGAUCCCGCAGCUAGUGGCGCGAGGAGUAGUCACCGCAGUUCAAGCUGAAGCCUUACGUCUCGGCAUCGCGGAGACACUAAUUCCUGGUUCCAAGGAGUUGAAAGAUCUGCUGCAAGUAUCCCUUACUUCUCCCGGCUUGAGACACGGCUACAUCCUGAAGCCGAUCCGCAGUGGCAAAGGUAAUGGCAUCAUUUUCGGAGACGAUGUCACGGCACCCGAAUGGGCAUCUCUUCUUCAAGCUCUCACAUCGCCCGGUGAGAUUUCAGCGGGACUGUGCGUGGUACAGAGGCGUAUCACCCCGCAUAAGUAUGAUCUUGUGCUGCGUGCUUCAGAAGGAAUGGUUCGAUAUCCUCUGGUCGGCACGUAUCACGUUACGAACGGUGAGUUGCUCGGUCUUGGUACCUGGCGAGCGAGCGGAGGCCGAAUUGUUGCUGUAGCCUCUGGAGGAUCUUGGAUUUGUUCAGUCAUGAAAGGUGUGAGAGAUUUUCAGGAAGAAUGA